CCUCAGCUGUCUUCUCUCCCCAGCAAGAGCCCUCCGCAAUGCCAAGACGAAGAAUCUACGCUGCUGGGAGAGAGCCCUACUUCAACUUGAACUCGACAUGGUAUGACCCUGCAGGGUCCUGGCUGGACAACCGUCGUAAACCAUUCCGCUAUGUAGUAAACACCGCCUGUGCAUCCUGCGACAAGAGAUGUGACGUGCCAAGAAGGGGAGGCCACAAUUACAGAUGCUACGGCUACCGCAACUCAUCGUGUAGAUCAGAAUAUAACCCUAGACUCGUAUGUGGUUUUCGCAACCCCUCGGGAGGACCCCGCGACUACUGGGGGAGACCGAUAGGCGAUUCCUGUGAUGGAAAUACCGGUGGAGUCUACACCAACGAAGAGUCAGUCGAUGGAUCGUGCUGCGGAGGUUCAGGAGGAUGUGGUGCUGGAGGUGGAAGCAUGGCAUGCGCCCAGCCGUCUGCUUCAGUGGGAGGAUGUGGAGGAAUAGGAGUAUGUUCUGAGCCAGGGUGCAGAUCUUCAAGAGGGCUGCAAACUUCAGGGGCAUCCGUAUGCGCAGAGCCAUGUGGGAGCACAUCAGGAGGAUGUGGAGGAGGAAGAAGAGGAGUAUGUUCUGAGCCAGGCUGUCGCUCCUCCAGAAGAAGAAGAUCAGUGUGCUCUGAAACAUGUAGCAGAUCUUCCGGAGGAUGCCAACCCUAUGGGAGAGGAGUAUGUGCGGAGCCAUGGGGUUCAUAUUCAGGUGGAUGUGGUAGAGGAGGAAGAGGGGUAUGCGCUGAGCCCUGAGCAAGACCUUCAAGAGUAUGCAGAGGAAGAUUAGUCUGUAUGAUGCACUGAUCUGCUCUCGAUCAUCGCCUCUCUAUAUGAUUCUAUGUGCAAAGCCAAAGCUAUUACAGCCAGCCUGUGCAUUCAUCCACCAUUGAGGAGGGUUGGCAGGUGCACCACAGCUGUUAAAAUUUGACCUUAUUUAUUUGUGUAUUCACUUAUUCGAUGGACCACUUUACAUAAAAAUAGACCCCUUAAGUGAUUUGCCUUUGAAAUCCAGGAAAAAAGUAUAUGGUGGCUUAAGAAAUUAUUGUCUCUUAUGAGCCAUAAUUCUAGAAACCCAUAUUGUUCAGAUUCCAGAGGUCUACUAUUUAUAGCAGGGCGGGCACAGCAACCAGGGGGUCAAAUCUCCGAAUCUCCUCCUUUGCAGGCCACAC
Molecule: messenger RNA, 1195 nt
Organism: Sceloporus undulatus (fence lizard)
Lineage: Eukaryota; Metazoa; Chordata; Lepidosauria; Squamata; Phrynosomatidae
Product: keratin-associated protein 5-1-like
Exons: 2
Coding region: 39-779 (246 amino acids)
Source: RefSeq, a predicted model, not a curated record